Molecule: messenger RNA, 1876 nt
Organism: Lolium rigidum
Lineage: Eukaryota; Viridiplantae; Streptophyta; Magnoliopsida; Poales; Poaceae
Exons: 6
Coding region: 59-1663 (534 amino acids)
Biological process (GO): polyamine transport
Cellular component (GO): periplasmic space
Molecular function (GO): polyamine binding
Source: RefSeq, a predicted model, not a curated record
ACGUUCUACUAGGCCAGGCCACUGGAUAAGCCCACCGGCGGCGGCAGGCUGAUCGGCGAUGGAGGGGAAGCCGCUCCAUCUCCUCCUCCCCAACCCUCGCCGCUCAUUCCCCGGCCACCUCCCCAACAAUCCCAACCAUCACCUCCCCGCGUCCCGCCUCCGCUUCUGCCUCCGCCACCGCAAGCCGAAGGCGAAGCAGCUCGCCGUCUCCCGGCAGCAUCCGUCGCCGCGCGACAGCCAAUUGGGCACGCCCGGCCGCGGAGGCUGGGAUUUGGCGCGGAGCGCCUCCGCGGCUGCCCUGGCGCUCCAUCUGGCCGUCUGCUCCCUCCUCAUCCUUUCCCCCACCUCCGCACGCGCCUGCGUCCACCCACCUCCUCCCGCCGCCGCCGCCGUGGAGGCAAAGGAGGAGGAGGACGACGACGAGGAGUGGGAGGCGGCGCUGCAGCAGUGGAAGUCCAAGACCUACGCGCUCUCCGUGCCCCUCCGGGUCGUCGCGCUCCGCGGCUCCUUCCCUCCCACAUGGAUCAAGGAUUUCGUUGAAGUACAGGGAAAGAGGCUCAAGUUCAGCCCCGAGUUCCGCCCUAGCAUUGACGCCCUCUUCUCCGAGCUGUCGCAGUGUGUGGACAAAGGUCAAGUUCAGCCGAAAUCCGCCAUGGCGGCUGAUGUAGUUUCGAUCGGGGACUCUUGGCUCGGCUACGCCAUCCGUAAGGGACUGGUAGAACCUAUCAAGAAUGCUGAAGAACAGGAUUGGUAUAAGAGCCUAAGUGACAGAUGGAAGGUUCAUUUGUGCAGGAACCAGAAUGGAGAGGCGGAUUCUAAUGGCUCAGUAUGGGGUGUUCCAUACAGAUGGGGCACUGUGGUCAUUGCUUACAAGAAAAACAAAUUUAAGCAGCACAACUUGAAGCCAAUACAGGAUUGGGAGGAUUUGUGGAGGCCUGAACUUGCCGGGAAGAUUUCAAUGAUUGAUUCUCCUAGAGAGGUCAUUGGUGCAGUUCUUAAACAGUUGGGAUCAUCAUAUAACACGAUUGACAUGGAAACCGAAGUUAGUGGUGGUAGAGAAGCAGUCUUAAACAGCUUUACACAGCUACAGAAGCAGGUCCAGCUAUUUGACAGCAUGAACUAUCUCAAAUCGUUUGGAGUUGGGGAUGUUUGGGUCACAGUGGGCUGGAGCAGUGAUGUCAUCCCUGCUGCAAAGCGAAUGUCUAAUGUUGCUAUUGUUGUUCCAAAGUCAGGCAGUAGCCUCUGGGCUGAUCUAUGGGCGAUACCUUGUGCGACAGGAUUUCAGACUGACCGAAUUGGUGGCAGAACUAGAGGCCCAUCUCCACUCAUCCACCAGUGGUUUGAUUUCUGCUUGCAGAGUGCCAGAAGCUUACCCUUUCGCCAAGAGAUCAUCCCAGGAGCAUCGCCGCUGUUCCUCGAGAACCCAGCACCAGAGGUUCCUCAAGAUAUAAACAAGAAAAAACCAAAGCUGGAAAGUAAUCUUGUCAGGGGAGUACCUCCCCCUGAAAUCCUAGAAAAAUGCGAGUUCUUAGAACCUCUCUCGGACAAAGCAUUGGGUGACUACCAGUGGCUGAUGUCGAGAGUGCAGAGACCACGAGGCGGUCUGCUUGGAAACGUUCUGCAGAAGAUAUCAUCUGUUCUAGGCGUUAAAUUGAGAUUUUAGAGCACACACCUAUGAUUAUGAAUUUCAGCAUUUUUUGAGACGACCACUAACUAACCAAUAGGUCAUGCAUAGGAUCCAGUGCUUAUAGUACUAAAAACCUCUCGCUGGAAACUUGAUAUAAACUAACUCUGAGAUUUGGAUGACAAAUGCUGCUGUGGAUCAUCUCGGCAAGUUUCUCGUUUAGUAAAGGAACAAAGUACGAAUUGAGUGGAA